Pogona vitticeps (central bearded dragon) is the source of this 4554-nucleotide messenger RNA. NCBI's taxonomy places the organism in Eukaryota, Metazoa, Chordata, Lepidosauria, Squamata, Agamidae. The record is from RefSeq and is a predicted model, not a curated record.
GCUGGUUGCAUUCUGUUCACUAGCUUGUCCAGGGAAAAGGAUGGUCUGCGUUUUAAAUUGUCGAGGCAUGAGACGACUCUGAAACUGAAAGGCAUUCUUCAUGCUGUCAGAAUAUAUUACAAGAGGAGCACUAUGGAAUGGGGUGGAGUGUGUGUGUGUGUGUGUUUUCUCCCCUCCCUCCCCCUUUGGCUUCCACCUCUGCAGCCAAACCUGAAUGAAAGAGACUAAAUGUGAGGAAGGUUAGUAGUUGAUUCUUCCUGCUCCUGACCACAUUCAAGUGGCUGGCUUCCCAGCCCCCCUGCUGGAGCCCAUACUACUUACUGGAGAGCUGAAUUGGAACAUUGUAUGCUGGAGCCUGACGUGAUCUCUAUACGAUUGUGUGUAUGUUGUUCUUGGAAAUAACAGGGCAGCAGGCCCCGAAAAAAGCAGGUGUUAUCUAUAUGGAGAAAACCGGCUGUAGCCCAUUCCCAAUAUGCUGGGCUAAAGAAUAUGACAGAUACCUAGCAUCUAGCAAAACCAUGGCAGCAGCUUACCUAGAUCCAAACUUGAAUCAUACACCAAGUUCAAGCACAAAAACGCAUCUCAGUUCUGGAAUGGAACGUUCCCCAGGGACAAUGGAACGUGUUUUAAAAGUUUUCCAUUAUUUUGAAAAUAGCAGUGAGCCAACAACAUGGGCCAGUAUUAUACGUCACGGGGAUGCUACAGAUGUUUGGGGCAUAAUCCAGAAGAUAGUGGAUAGUCACAAAGUAGAAAAUGUAGCCUGUUAUGGUUUACGACUCAGUCAUCUGCAGUCUGAAGAAGUUCAUUGGCUACAUCCAGACAUGGGAGUAUCCAACGUGAGGGAGAAAUUUGAACUAGCUCAUGCACCAGAUGAAUGGAAAUAUGAACUGCGAAUCAGAUAUUUGCCAAAAGGAUUUCUGAACCAGUUUACAGAAGAUAAGCCAACGUUAAGUUUUUUCUAUCAGCAGGUGAAAAAUGACUAUAUGGUAGAAAUAGCAGACCAGGUGGACCAGGAAAUUGCCUUGAAGUUGGGUUGCCUUGAAAUCCGGAGAUCGUACUGGGAGAUGAGAGGCAAUGCGCUAGAUAAGAAGUCAAACUAUGAAGUAUUAGAGAAAGAUGUUGGUUUAAAAAGAUUUUUUCCGAAAAGCUUGCUGGAUUCAGUAAAGGCCAAAAACCUUCGAAAAAUGAUCCAGCAAACAUUCCGCCAAUUUGCCAACCUCAAUAGAGAAGAAUGUAUUUUGAAAUUCUUCGAGAUCCUCUCGCCAGUGUACAGAUUUGAUAAAGAAUGCUUCAAGUGUGCCCUUGGGUCAAGCUGGAUUAUUUCGGUGGAGUUGGCUAUUGGUCCAGAAGAAGGAAUCAGCUACCUUACGGACAAAGGUUCUAAUCCUACCCAUUUGGCUGACUUCCAUCAAGUGCAGACCAUCCAGUAUUCAACUAGUGAAGAUAAGGACAGGAAAGGAGUGUUACAGAUGAAAAUUGCUGGAGCACCAGAGCCUCUGACAGUGACAGCACCGUCCUUAACCAUUGCAGAGAACAUGGCUGACUUGAUAGAUGGCUAUUGCAGACUGGUCAGUGGUUCAACACAAUCUUUUAUCAUCAGACCCCAGAAAGAAGGUGAAAGAGCAUUACCAUCCAUACCAAAGCUGGCCAAUAACGAGAAACAAGGGAUACGAUCACAUACGGUCUCUGUAUCAGAUGAAAUUAGUGGGGACGAAACAGAUGACUAUGCAGAGAUCAUAGAUGAAGAAGAUACUUACACAAUGCCUUCAAAAAGCUAUGGAAUAGAUGAAGCCAGGGAUUAUGAGAUUCAGAGAGAACGGAUUGAAUUGGGACGUUGCAUCGGUGAAGGGCAAUUCGGAGAUGUUCAUCAAGGUGUUUAUGUGACCCCAGAGAACCCUACCAUGGCGGUUGCAAUCAAAACAUGUAAAAACUGCACCUCGGACAGCGUGAGAGAGAAGUUCUUACAAGAAGCCUUAACCAUGCGUCAGUUUGACCACCCCCACAUUGUCAAGUUGAUCGGUGUUAUCACAGAAAACCCUGUCUGGAUCAUUAUGGAACUUUGCACACUAGGAGAGCUGAGAUCAUUUUUGCAAGUAAGAAAAUACAGCUUGGAUCUGGCCUCUUUGAUACUAUAUGCUUAUCAACUUAGCACAGCACUUGCCUACUUAGAGAGCAAACGAUUUGUUCAUAGGGAUAUUGCUGCUAGAAAUGUGUUGGUGUCCUCCACAGACUGUGUGAAACUAGGCGACUUUGGAUUGUCCCGAUAUAUGGAAGACAGUACUUAUUACAAAGCUUCCAAAGGAAAAUUGCCCAUCAAGUGGAUGGCACCAGAAUCUAUCAAUUUCCGACGUUUUACCUCAGCCAGUGACGUCUGGAUGUUUGGUGUGUGCAUGUGGGAAAUUUUAAUGCACGGGAUAAAGCCUUUCCAAGGGGUGAAGAACAAUGAUGUGAUCGGUCGCAUUGAAAAUGGUGAGCGGUUACCAAUGCCGCCAAACUGCCCUCCCACUCUGUACAGCCUUAUGACCAAAUGUUGGGCCUAUGAUCCCAGCCGGCGGCCAAGAUUUACAGAACUUAAAGCACAGCUCAAUACAAUCCUGGAGGAAGAGAAGCUGCAGCAGGAGGAGCGAACGAGAAUGGAAUCAAGACGACAGGUUACGGUGUCCUGGGAUUCCGGAGGAUCGGAUGAGGCUCCUCCGAAGCCCAGCAGACCUGGUUACCCCAGUCCAAGAUCUAGUGAAGGAUUCUAUCCCAGUCCACAGCAUAUGGUACAACCCAAUCAUUACCAGGUCUCAGGCUAUCCCAGUUCCCAUGGAAUUCCAGCAAUGGCUGGUAGCAUUUAUCCAGGCCAGGCCUCUCUCUUGGAUCAAACAGAUUCCUGGAACCAUCGGCCUCAAGAAAUUUCCAUGUGGCAAUCUAACAUGGAGGACUCUGGCAGUUUGGAUCUGCGAAGCAUGGGGCAAGGUCUACCAGCCCAUCUAAUGGAGGAGAGAUUGAUACGGCAGCAGCAGGAGAUGGAGGAAGAUCAGCGAUGGCUGGAAAAAGAGGAGAGAUUCUUGAAACCCGACGUGAGGCUCUCCAGAGGGAGCAUAGAUCGAGAAGAUGGGAGUCUCCAGGGUCCGGUCUCUAACCAGCAUAUUUAUCAGCCUGUGGGAAAACCAGAUCACUCUGCCCCACCAAAGAAACCUCCUCGCCCAGGAGCGCCAAGCCAUUUGGGCAGCCUCGCCAGCCUGAACAGUCCUGUGGACAGCUACAACGAAGGGGUUAAGCCAUGGCGGAUUCAGCCUCAGGAAAUCAGCCCUCCCCCAACAGCCAACCUGGAUCGUUCCAAUGACAAAGUGUACGAGAAUGUCACCGGCCUGGUGAAGGCAGUCAUAGAGAUGUCCAGCAAAAUCCAGCCAGCACCGCCAGAGGAGUAUGUCCCCAUGGUAAAGGUAGGAGAGCUUUUUCCCCCUUUCUUAAAACAUCUCCAUACAGGGCUACUAACAUGUCCAGUGGAAACACGGAAAACUAUUGAGAUGGCUCAAAAACUCCUGAACUCUGACCUUGCUGAACUGAUUAACAAGAUGAAGCUGGCUCAGCAGUACGUUAUGACUAGCCUGCAGCAAGAAUACAAAAAGCAGAUGCUGACAGCAGCACACGCCCUGGCUGUGGAUGCGAAAAACUUGCUGGACGUGAUUGACCAGGCCAGACUAAAAUCUAUUGGUCAGUCCAGGACCCACUAGAGGCACAGGAGGUUGGGUUUUACAUUGUACAGUUUGAAGAGUAGCGCUCAUUCACAACAGGCAACACUUCCACCUUCCAGCAAACGUGAGAAUUGACUGGUCUCGUUCAACGAAUUCCCAUCCUGCCUAACAGAAUGAUAGAUGGUAGUGCUCUUCAGUCUUCAAACAAUUUUUCUUUUUCAAAAAAUCAACAAUGCCAAGGAAGACCCAGGUUUGAAAACAGAAUUCUUUUGACAGUCGAAACCCUUUGGAAAUGUUUCGCAGUAUGUGGAAUGGACAUCUCUUCCAACACCCGAGGCUUCUUAAAACUUUUGCAAAUGAAACUGUCCGAGCUGCAGAACUGAGAGAUAUUGUCAAGUGAAGAAUUCUGGGAAACCUCAGGGCUGAGGAUUCUUGGCUUACAAUGUGUGAACUGUUCAGACUGGAAUUCUUUUUUUAAUUAUUAUUAUUAUUAGAACACUUAGUGCCACAAAACGCUAAUCACAAUUUACAGAGAAAGAUUUAAAAGCUCUAUUUUCAAAAUGUUUCCUUCAAAAACUAAAGUCCUCUUCAUCUGCUUUCCUGCCCCUUUCACUCGGACUUCCGUGAACCCAUGGGAGCAGAAACCAGUUGAAUAAAACACAACAGAGAACUUGUCUUUUUCACCAGAAUAACGUGCCACUUUUUUGUAGCAGUUGUUUUCCUUGGAAGUGGAAAAAAGGAAAAAAAGAAGCUGCUUUGUACCAGAGCAACUUGGAGCUGCAGUUAGAAGAAAAAGUUCUGUAACCAUACAUGUUCCCCAUUUUUUAUAUAAUUUAUAAAGAAAGAUUAAAGCCAUGAUGACUAUUUUAAA